Messenger RNA from Amphimedon queenslandica, 1235 nucleotides. Its product is annotated as TBC1 domain family member 23-like. The transcript has 6 exons. Gene Ontology annotation, cellular component: trans-Golgi network. Gene Ontology annotation, biological process: retrograde transport, endosome to Golgi. Lineage: Eukaryota; Metazoa; Porifera; Demospongiae; Haplosclerida; Niphatidae. The record is from RefSeq and is a predicted model, not a curated record. Bases 100 to 1110 code for a protein of 336 amino acids.
UCCUCUGUCUCCUGGUUAUAGGCUACUGCUGGUAUUAAGUAUUUCAUUGUUGAUUGCCGUCCAUUGCAACACUUCAGUGCUGGACACAUCACGGGAGCUAUGCACAUGGACACUGACCUGUUGUUACAUUCGCCUAAAGACUUCUCCACUGCGAUGGACAGGCUCUGUGAUCGUAUCAAACAAAAUGGCGGAGAGAACGGAGAGCACCUUUGCUUCCUUGGGUCAGGGAGAGAGCAAGAGGACCAGUAUAUGAACAUGGUCCUGGCAAAGUUCCUUCAGCAAUCAGUUCCUUACAUCAGCAUAGCUAGGGGAGGCUUCCUAGAGAUGUUGAGGCUUCUUGGGGCAAGGGCUGGUCAGUUGUUGGAGGACUUUGAUUCCGAGCUAUGUCAUCAGCUCUACGAGGACUCCAGGGCAUCAAGCAACCCAUCACCAUCACGCAGUGACUGUAACUCUGAUAGUGAUACUGAAGCUCAUCUCGGUUAUUAUUACAAGCAAAGACUCCAAGAGAAAAGUGCUCAGAUCUAUACGUCAUUAGCAGCUGGCUGGAGAGACAGGUCUCAAAGGCUCCGAGUGAGAAUGGGCGAGUUAUGGAAGUCACGACAAGUAGCAGCUUACAAGCAGAGACCUCUCGCUGGAGAAGAGAAGAAGAAAAAUGGCCGACGGUAUCACAACUUGCCAGAGAAUGUUUUUGUGAUUGCGGACGACGAAGAGGAGGAGGGAGAGAGAGAGGAAGUAGGCGGAGCUGAGAGUGAACUUGUUAAUAUUAGUUUGUAUUCAACUUCACCCGAAAUACUCCACUCAUUCCCUUGUACUGAAGUUACUGAUACUGGACACAUGGCUACAAGUCAUCUCCUCUUAACUAGCAAGGAUUUGAUGAUAUUACGUGAAGCUCCAGACAGAGCUGGUUGGGGUCGUAUCAAACAUCGUGAGAACUUAUUAACAAUUUUAAAAAUCACCGCCAAAAAGCAUCACCCAGACAUUGUCACGUUUAAGUUUGGUCACCAUGACAACGGUGCGAUCGUCUUGACCCACCAGAUUAGAGUGAGACUACCUAACACUCGUAAAGCAACUGAAGCUAUUAGGAACACAGUGGAACAGGCAAACAAAUAAUAACAACCACAACAACAACAACAACAAUAACAAUAACAAUAAUAAUAUUGAUACAUGUACACGUGUACUUUAUGAUUUCAGUUUUAUUCAACUCUAGUCUGUACAGCGUCUGACAGUUUUUCUAA